Messenger RNA from Stegostoma tigrinum, 6927 nucleotides. It is a transcript of the gene wrn, whose product is annotated as WRN RecQ like helicase. Gene Ontology annotation, cellular component: chromosome; nucleoplasm; nucleus. The transcript is spliced from 37 exons. NCBI's taxonomy places the organism in Eukaryota, Metazoa, Chordata, Chondrichthyes, Orectolobiformes, Stegostomatidae. Bases 1089 to 5510 code for a protein of 1473 amino acids. The record is from RefSeq and is a predicted model, not a curated record. Gene Ontology annotation, molecular function: 3'-5' DNA helicase activity; ATP binding; four-way junction helicase activity. Gene Ontology annotation, biological process: telomere maintenance; DNA replication; double-strand break repair via homologous recombination.
CAAUCUUCCUCCUCCUCUUCUUGGGCACCGUCUGCGGCGGCGGCAGUGACGACCUCUCGACUUAGCUCGGCCCUCCUGUCCCUACGCCUCUCCUGGAUCGCCCUCAUCUCCUCGGCGUACCGGAGAAAGUUGUCGCCGAAGCGAGCCCAGGCUUUGUACGGCACGGUGAUGGAGUGGCGGUAAGAGGGCUUCACCUCGCUCAGCCGCAGAAACACCCCGUACCGGUUGGAGCCCGGGUCAAAGAAGAACCGCUUGUUAUCAACCGGCACCGAGAUCCCCUCGGGCAGUUCGAGCGACCCCGGAGCCCCAGCCUCGUCUAGCAGGCCUCCCCCUCCAACUGCUGCCGCCGCCACCGUUGGGGCAACUCCAUAAUCCUCGAUCAGCCGAGCCAGGGCGUCCCGAAACUCAAUGAGGCCUUGGGCCGGGAGGGCGAUGGUCUGGCCUUGGGCCGAGUAGCCCCAGCCGGGGGAUCCUCGGCUCACGGUCUGACGGAUGCGCAGGAAGCGGCCGCGCUGGUUCUCCUUCAGGUCCAGGUAGUACUUGCGGUUCUCCCGUACCAGGGACUCGCUCUUCAGCACCCGCUGCGGCUGGGCCUGGGCCUCGGGCUGGGCCACCGCCGCCUGCUGUUGUACCACCGCAGCCGCCACCUCCUCGUCUUCCUCCUGCUGUUGCCUCCGCCGCCGCCUCAAGCCGCCACCACCUCCUCCUGCUCCGCCGCCGGUCAGCCCGAGCUGGGCGUAGUGCUCGAUGAAGUCUCCCAGGUAGUCGCGCAUCUCGGCCGCCACCGGCAUGGAGACGGUCAGACGGCUCUUGCGGCCUGCCGAGCCCACCACCUCGGCGAUCUUCAGGAAGCGUCCCUUGGCGUUCUGCUUCACGUCCAGAUAGAAGCGCUUGUUCUGGAUAUCCACCCGCUUGGAGGCCAGCUCCUGGGUCUCGAGUAGAGAAGUGCAGACGGUCGAAAGGCGGAUGGUGCCGGCGAUACCGCCCGCAAUAUUUGUUGCCACCCUUCCUUGCUCGAACGGCGAGGGAGGACGAAUCCUCACCAAUCGAGUGGAAAUCUUGAAAAAGAUGCAUUAAGUGGUGAGAAGAUGACUGAUCAGGAGCGUAACUUACCAGAAUGGAUGGCUUCAGAAGAAAUUAAAGAAGCUGCAAAUCAACAAAAGGUUUCUUGUAUAAAGAAAAAUGCUCUGGAGGACAAACUUCCCUUCUUGGAGUUUCCUGGGUCCAUUGUAUGCAGUUACGAAGCAAAUGACUGUUCUUUCCUAUCAGAAGAUUUAAGGUCUUCUGUUGCAAAGGAAUCAGCUGUUGGAUUUGACAUAGAGUGGCCUCCAGCAUAUAUAAAAGGCAAGGUUGGAAAAGUUGCACUUAUUCAGCUGUGUGCAUCUGAGAAAAAGUGCUACUUGUUCCAUAUCUCUUCCAUGUCAGGAUUUCCAAGUGGUCUGAAAAGAUUGCUAGAAGAUGAAGCAAUUAAAAAAGUUGGUGUUGGAAUUGCUGGAGACCAUUGGAAGCUAAUGAGAGACUGUGACAUUAAACUCAGAGGUUUUGUGGAAUUAACCGACAUAGCUAAUCAAAAGCUGAAAUGUGCAGAGAAGUGGAGUUUGAAUGGAUUGGUGCAGCACCUCUGUGGGAAACAGCUUUGGAAGGAUGCAUCUGUCCGUUGCAGUGACUGGGAUACAUUUCCACUAAGCGUUGAGCAACAGCGUUAUGCAGCUACUGAUGCCUACGCUGGUUUUCUAAUUUAUGAAAAGUUAAAGACUCUGGAUGUGAACAGAGGAAAACUGGUUCUUAGUAACGAUGAUCAAAAAUUGCAGCCUUCCUUUUAUUUAAGGGCUAAUCUGAUCUCUCUUGCCUGUGAUAUGCAGAAACUAGCUGAUAUUGUUCCUGAUUCCCACGUUAGUGGUGUACAGAGAGCUUUGGAUAUCUUUAACGUCAUCUCUGAAAAUGUUUCUGCUUUACGGAACAUUUUACUUGAACUGACGCCAGGGGUUGGUGCAGAACAAGAGAAAGAAGCAAAAUCUGAAUUAUCUACAAAUAGUCGAGCUGUGAACGACCAUUUUGAAAAUGAUUUAGAAGGUAAUCAAAAUACAAGUGGGAGCAACCAACAUGUAAAGCAAGAAGAUCACUUGACUAAUUCACCAUUGGAUCCCCAGAUUGGCAGGAAGGUUUGUGAACCACGCUCUGAAUCCCAAGGGAUUGAUCAAAAUGAGAGUGAUAUUUCUGAAGAAUGCAACCAGAAUAAGCAUCCGGAUUACCUGAUGUCUUUAGCCAUAACUGAAUAUGAGCUUCAGAUGUUGGAGCAGCAGGCAGAAGCAGAGGAUGCAGUGGAAACUACUAUUUCCUCUAUGCCAAUCAAGCCACCGAAUAGUGAUGAAGAAGCUGAUCUCUCUUAUGUGAUUGAAAGUGAUGAGGAGCUGGAGAAUGAAAUGCUCGAGGCACUGCAAAAUUUGGACAGCAGCUCUGAAUUGGAGACUAAAGCAUUUCUCAAAAAUUUACCUGGCAAAGUUGAUGGAUUGGAGGAAUUUUGUGGGGUGGAGGAUGAAGAAGAUGAAAACAUCAAGGAAGAGGAGGACAAAUGGGAUGCUUCAAUACCUGAACCAAAUACAAAACAGAUCAAGUGCCUGAAGACAUAUUUUGGACAUUCUAAUUUUAAACCGGUUCAAUGGAAGGUUAUCUAUUCAGUACUUCAGGAGAGAAGAGAUAAUCUUGUUGUUAUGGCAACUGGUUAUGGUAAGAGUUUAUGCUACCAGUUCCCUGCUAUUUACACAGGAGGGAUUACAAUAGUAAUUUCACCUCUUAUCUCAUUGAUGGAGGACCAAGUAUUGCAACUGAACAUGUCCAAUGUAGCAGCUUGUUUCCUUGGCUCUUCGCAGUCAAAAAAUCUUUCCCAUGAACUGACAAAGGGUCAUUUCAAAGUUGUUUACAUGACUCCUGAAUUCUGUUCAGCAUCUGUUUCGUUACUCAAGAAACUUGAUGACAGUGUUGGUAUAACUCUUGUUGCUGUGGAUGAAGCUCACUGUAUCUCUGAGUGGGGGCAUGAUUUUAGAAAUUCAUACAGAAAACUUGGAACCUUGAAAAAUUUCCUCCCACAGACUCCAGUUGUUGCUUUGACUGCCACUGCUAGCCCUUCAAUCAGAUGUGACAUCAUAGAGAGUCUGAGGCUGAAGAAUCCUCGGAUUGUCUGUACUACGUUUGACCGGCCAAACCUCUAUUUAGAAGUUUGCUCUAAAUCUACAGACAUUCAGCAAGAUUUAAUGCCAUUUUUAAUUAAAAGGGACACGUUCACUUUUGAGUUUGAAGGGCCCACCAUAGUUUACUGCCCAUCCAGGAAAGUUACAGAACAAGUGGCUACAGAGUUGUCGCAGAUGAAUAUUGUUUGCGGUACGUACCAUGCAGGCAUGGGUAUCAAAGCCAGGAGAGACGUCCAUCACAAGUUUAUGAGGGAUGAAAUUCAGUGUGUGGUAGCUACUGUUGCUUUUGGCAUGGGGAUUAACAAGCCUGAUAUUCGUAAAGUCAUUCAUUAUGGAGCCCCUAAAGAAAUGGAAUCCUACUAUCAAGAAAUUGGGAGGGCUGGGCGAGAUGGUUUGCCCAGUGCUUGUCAUGUCUUGUGGUCUCCUGCCGACAUGAUGUUAAACAGGCGGCUGCUCAGUGAGAUUAAAAACCCAAAGUUCCGUGCCUAUAAAAUUAGGAUGAUGGAAAAAAUAAAGAAAUACCUCACAUCUUCGAAGUGCAGAAGAAACAUUAUCUUGUCCCAUUUUGAAGAUGAACAGCUCAGAAAGGCCACCCUUGGGAUCAUUGGCACUGACAGAUGUUGUGACAAUUGUAGAUUAAGAGUUGAUGGCUGCACUUCUGCAGAUGAUGCAGAAAAUGAAAUGCAAGAAUUUGGACAAGAAGUGUACCAACUGUUGUCUGCAGUCCGUGUUUUAGGAGAAAAGUUUGGCUUUGGCGUUCCUGUUCUGUUCUUGCGAGGAUCUCACUCUCAGCGUUUGCCAGAAAGGCAUCGUAAUCACCAUCUGUUUGGCAGUGGAAAGAACCAUCCUGAAAACUGGUGGAAGGCCUUGGGUCAGCAGCUUAUUAUUGAGGGCUUCCUGCAAGAAAAAUCCAGCUUCAACAAAUUUGCUACUGUAAAUACUCUGACUGUGAAGGGAAGAACUUGGCUGGAUAAGGCAGCUAAUGAAUCCUGCCGCACUCUACUACUUCAGGCCACUAAAGAACUGUGCCUACCUAUUCCACCCAAAGUUCAGGUUCAAUCUCCAGCCUUGCCUUCUGUACCCUCUCAACAGUCUUCUCCGUCGGCCAGUCGUUUGAAGCUUCAGAAGAAGUCACUGCAAGACAAGUUUGGACGGGAGAAGGGAAAAGAGAAUGAAAUGUUGUUUCCAGCAGCUGCAGUUAAAAGCCGUUUCUUUGUUCCACAUUCGCCUGGCUCACCUGUAAAAUCCAUUCCCUCUCAACAAGUCACAUCACCUAAGCAACUGGAACUGGAAGGCAAGUUAUAUAGCAGACUGUUAGCAGCAAGACAGAAAAUUGCCAAUGAGAAGGAUGUUCCUCCAGCUAUUUUGGCGACAAAUAAAGUACUCCUAGACUUUGCCAAGAUAAGGCCGUCGACUACUGACAAUCUGAAACGAAUUGAUGGGGUAUCUGAAGCUAAAUCUGGUGUAUUAGCUCCCCUCUUGAAUACCAUCAGGGAAUUCUGUCAAGCCAAUGAAUUGGAGAUGGACAAGUUCUCUGUUUCAACUCAUGGGGAAAAUCAACCAUUGAUCCUACUGAACUCUAUCUCGGGCCCUGUGUCGGAAUUCACGUGUUCAGCAGUGUUUCCAAGUAAAACUAGAGAUUCAAGCAACUUGGUUGUGCCCAUAGUUGGUCAGUGUUUGGCCGAUACACUGAAACCUAGUUACGCAAAGAAUGCCAGUCAAGCUGGAAUUCAUCAACCAGUUGAGGAGCUAAACAUUGACGUCAUUCGAAAUCCUCCAGUUACCUCAGACCUCAGCAGUUUGCAGUCUGUUGAGAGGCAGCACGAUGGUGAAUGUAUUGAGCAGCUACAAAGUUCUUGCGUUGAAACAAAAUUGCUGCCACUUGGUGCUCAAGAGGAAGAACUAACAUGGAUUGAAACAGCUGGAAAGCACACCAGCACCAGUCAAAAGAUACAAUCCAGCGUGUCCUCUCUUUCUUUGGCAUCAUGGAACCAACCAGACACCAGCACACAUGAUUUGUUUGAUGAUCAGCCCACAGAUGGGAAGCAUGCAGAUGCAGAAAAACCUACAGUGACAUCUUUUAUCCAGGCUACCGACAGCAGUCAGAAUGUCCCAAGAAAUGUAUCCUCUCUUAGCUUAGCAUCGUGGAGCCAGCCAUUGAUUGAUGCCUCUGUUGGUGAUUUGUUUGAUGAUUCACAGAAUGAGAGCUGCAGUCAGUCAACAAAAAGGAAACUCCCAGAUUGGUUUGGCUCAUCAAAUCCUCAGAAAAUCUCCUGUACUACCAAGAAGAAAGUGAAGAAAGGAAAAGGACUUUUCAGUUGAACCUACUUCACAACCAUUGGUUUUCUGAUAAACCCCUCAACACCAUAGAAUUUGUGAUAGGCGAGGAAGCCAGCUGUUUGGGAACAGGCUCACUAUGUUGAGUGUUUUGCAGGCAGCUUUGUUCACCUAGUGACGACUUGGUUCAGAGCACUCGGCUAGACAGGAGGAAAGCAGCAGAAGAUGUCAAGAUGAUGUUUUUGUUUGCUAAAUUCCUUACAUUCUUUAAUACAAAAUCUUGAAUGUCUUGGAACUCAAUGUUAAUUUGGUUUUAAUGAUUUUCUUAAUGCAUUGUGAAACUAUUCUCGUAAUGGUUAUCUCCUAUUAUUAUGUCCAUUAAUAUAUGCUGUAAAAUUUUGCAACAGAGGUCUGUUCUCUAUUGUUUUGAAAAUGCAAUGUGAUUGGGAUUCCUGAACAACAAGUAAGAUAUUUUGAUGUUGGGCUAUUUUCCAUUUGUUUUGAAAGUCGGUACUUGUAUUAUACAGUAAGGUACUGUACUAUUACAAAGGUUUUGAUAACACAUCAUAGUGCUAUCAAUAACCAUUUUCACUUUGUGAUCUGGAAUGGAUUCUCUCUGGUAGAAAGUCCAAAGGAACUGCACUGUUGCACAACCUACAUUGAGGCUGGCUGUGCUCAUUCUAAUUGCAUUGAGAAGGAAUGCUACACAUUAACUGGUGCUGCAAUUGCUUAAUAAUUUCAAGCAAAAUAAUUUUUUGGUCCAAUUAUUUUUAUUCAGUUUCCGCAGUGUGCUGACAUGACAGGAGACCCAGUGCACCACAACGGGUUAGAGUGUAUGGGAUCGCACCUUUUUUGCUUUCCAGUGUGGAGGAGAAUUUUCCAGCUUUGGUCAUGUGUUCGAGGACCGUGAGUUGUUCAACCUGCACCUCAUGUGAGGUGCAAACCUGGAUAUGGCGACCUUCAGUUGCUGAGAGAGGGUUUCAGCUGCAUUUUCAGGCAUCUGAAAACUAGUGUCACUUUUUUGAGUUCAAGUAUUUGGAUGUUCUCAACAGGCAUUGACAGAGAGACACUGUCAUAACGCGGACCAGAAAGAUGUUACUUGGAAAUAGGUGAAAAAAAAGUCUAUAAUUUUGAUUUUUUAACGCGAUGUAUAGAUGGGUACAGCUUCUACGUAGCUUUUUUGGGACAGAUUGUGGUUAGACUCUUCUAAAACAAUUAAAGCAAUUAACUCCAAGGGGAUUUAUGCUGUGUUUUACAGCCUUUAUUAAAGUGGGACUAAAUGCUUAUCGGUAAAUCAACAUUUUGACUUUUUUUUUAUCAGGAGGAUCAUUAAAACCCAACAUGACAUAAAUGUCUGCACUUAUAGGUCUGAAUGACAGCAGACUGUCUAUGAUGUGAUGCAGUGUUUGCGAUGUGAAAUUCAGUGUCCUGACAGAAUAAAAUUAAUUGACAAUAAAUAUAU